Phialemonium atrogriseum is the source of this 1689-nucleotide messenger RNA. RefSeq lists its product as uncharacterized. NCBI's taxonomy places the organism in Eukaryota, Fungi, Ascomycota, Sordariomycetes, Cephalothecales, Cephalothecaceae. The transcript has 5 exons. The coding region runs from base 1 to 1689 and encodes 562 amino acids. The record is from RefSeq and is a predicted model, not a curated record. Gene Ontology annotation, molecular function: N,N-dimethylaniline monooxygenase activity; flavin adenine dinucleotide binding; NADP binding.
AUGUCGACGUAUCAGCAAACCCCGAAUGUGAUCAUCGUGGGCGCGGGACCCUCUGGCAUUGCCAUGGCCCACACGCUGAAGUAUAAGCUGGGAUGCGACGAUUUCCUUGUCUACGAGAAGCUACCGGGUGUUGGAGGAACGUGGCUGACCAACACGUACCCUGGCUGUGGCUGCGACGUGCCGACCCACCUGUACUCGUUCAGCUUCAACCUGAAUCCCGACUGGUCGAAAGAGCUGUGUGAUCAACCAGAAAUCCUCGAUUAUAUGAAUUCAACCGUCGACAAAUUCGACCUGAGGAAACACAUGCAUUUCAAAGUGGAAUGUACCGGCGCUUCUUGGAACAAGAGCGCUGGAUAUUGGGAAGUCCGAUUCCGCGACCUUACUAGCGGCAAGGAGUACACGCGACAUGCCGCCAUCUUCAUAUCUGCCGUUGGGGGCAUCUCUCUCCCGCGAGACGUCAAGUUUCCAGGCAUGGACAAGUUCAAAGGCGCCAUGUUCCAUACGGCAAAAUGGGAUCACAGCUAUGAUUACACUGGCAAGCGUGUUGCGGUCAUCGGCAACGGCUGCAGCGCAGCACAAGUCGUCCCUGCUAUUGCCGGAAGGGCAGGCUACGUCAAGCAGUACGCAAGGAGCGCUCAGUGGUAUCACGAACGGCCAAACCGCGCAUUCACGGGCUUCGAGAAAUGGUGCUUCAAGUACAUUCCUCUUUGGCAGCGGUAUCUUCGCCUCCAGCUCUUCCUCGAGAAUGACAACCUGGUCACGACCUACAUGCCAGGAGAUGACGCAGCCGUCAAGAGAGAGAAGGUGGAAAGCAACGCAAAGCGAUACAUAUAUUCUCGGACUCCUGACAAAUACCAUGAGUUUAUUGUCCCUGACUUUCCUCUUGGCUGCAAACGUCGUAUCUUCGACCCAGACUACUUGCAAUCGCUGCACCGCCCAACCGUCGACCUUGUGCCAUUGGGAAUCCAAGAAUUCGACGAGACUGGUAUCAUCAGCGAGGAUGGAGUGAAGACCGACUUCGACCUCAUCGUGCUGGCCACUGGCUUCCAGGUCGCACAGUUCCUAGCACCAAUGGAGGUCGUUGGAGCAAGCGGAAAGCGCCUCCACGACCAGUGGGAUGACGGCCGCGGAGCUCAGGCCUACAUGGGCACUUUCGUCCAUAAUUUCCCCAAUUUUGGUAUCCUCUUUGGGCCGAACACGUUUCCGGCCCACAACUCUGCCUUGUUCUCAUGCGAAGUCCAGAUCGAAUAUGUUGCAAAGACACUCCUUGCCCCAGUACUUGACGGACGCGCCAAGAUUGUCGAGGUCAAGUUGUCCUCUGAGGACCAAUGGGUCAAUUCGAUCCAGAACGAGCUGAAGGGUUCUGUUUUCUCCGCUGGAUGCACGAAUUGGUACCUCAACAAAUUCGGACGCAACGUAGCUUCGUGGCCUGGUUAUGCAUCAACGUUCUGGAUGCAGUCAUACUUCCCCAACUUCAAGGACUUCUGUUUGGUCGACGGAUCCCCUCUUUGGCCGCUUAAAACACUGAGACGAUGGCUCAGACUGCACAAGGGCGUGUAUCUCAUUGCCGCGGCCUAUAUUGCGGUUGUUGGGUGGUCGAGGUUCUUUCCCGCCCAGUGGGUGGCCGCACGCCAGGCUGUGUCACGAAUACUGGAGAUGGUUUCGAGGUCAAUUUUCCGGCGUCAAUAG